Molecule: messenger RNA, 2422 nt
Organism: Suncus etruscus (white-toothed pygmy shrew)
Lineage: Eukaryota; Metazoa; Chordata; Mammalia; Eulipotyphla; Soricidae
Gene: HPS4
Product: HPS4 biogenesis of lysosomal organelles complex 3 subunit 2
Exons: 13
Coding region: 353-2422 (689 amino acids)
Biological process (GO): vesicle-mediated transport
Source: RefSeq, a predicted model, not a curated record
UGGUGGGCUUUCCUGGCUGGAAGCUUUGGGUGCUGUAUAGAAAGCCAGCGAGCCUGACUCCAGGAGCGAGCUCAGUGGAAUUGAAUUUGCACGACCCUUUGCUUUACUCCCUCUCUGGAACUGCUGAGAGGCCUGGACACACUCUCAACCCUGCUGGGCCUGCUGGGAAGGGAAGCGUCACUUUCAGGCUGAAUAAGCCCCAAACCCAUGUGUGGUACUUGGGAAGGAGAACUUGGCCACCACUCAUGUCUGGCUUCUCUGCAUUGUGCCCCAGACGAAUAGUCCCUGCUGAGAAAGCAGUCUCUGCAAAAGAAAACCCCAAAUAAAGAGAAUGUGGGUAACUAGAGAGUAAAUGGCCACCCCUGCUUUAGUUGAGAAGAAGCCAGCGAAUUGGUGGAAUUAUUUUUUCCUUUACGAUGGCUCGAAGGUGAAGGAAGAAGGAGAUCCCACAAGAGCUGGCAUUUGUUAUUUUUAUCCUUCUCAGACUCUGCUGGACCAACAGGAGCUGCUCUGUGGGCAGAUCGCUGGCGUCGUGCGCUGCAUCUCGGAUAUUUCUGGCUCAGCUCCCACUCUCAUUCGUCUGCGGAAGCUCAAGUUCGCCAUCAAAGUGGACAGAGAUUACCUUUGGGUGCUGGGAUGUGCUGUGGAGCUCCCGGAUGUCAGCUGCACGCAGCUCCUGGACCAGCUCAUCGGAUACUUCCGCUUUUACAAUGGACCCAUUUCUCUGGCUUACAAGAGUCGCUCGCGGGACGAGCUCAGCUCCGAGUGGGAUGUCGUCAUCAAGCAGAUUCUGAACCACACCAACCAUCUCGACAAGAUCUUCAAUUCCCUCUGGACCCUGGACCCCACCAAGGUGGAACCCCUGCUGUUGCUGAAGGCCACCCUCAUCCUGCAGGCCUGCCAGCACUGCCCACACGUCCGAGCUGGCUGCAUCAUCUACCAGGGCCUGGUUGUCAGCACCCAGUUCGCCCCCUCCCUCACGGCUAAGGUCCUGCUUCGCCGGGAGCAGAAAUCACCUCCAAGAGGGCCUGCACUGCAGGAAGGAGGAAUGGAUCUCCCUGCCAACGUCCACAUCAUGCCUGUGUUCCUGACUCAAGCGGAAGCAGAAAGUCUCCAGGAAUUCCCAGGGGAGCCAAUGCCCAGCUCUCCUGCACCUGCAGCCAAACUCCAGGAGUGCAUGGCCCAGCACCUGUCUACAGACUCAAGCACAUCUGUCUUGGAGAAGUCGAUCCUGGACACGUCUGUCUCAGAAGAGACUUCCGCUGUCAGGCCCAAGGACUCCACAGCCUACACACUGGCAACCAUCACUCAGCCCAGUUCCCUGGAUGUGGCUCUGCUGAGUAUCAAGGAUAAGAACAACCUGUCUGACCCUGCUCCCAAGACCCUCCAGCCUUCAGGCACGUCUAGCACUGCACAGACCCCAGGACCCACGCUCGACUGCUCCUUGGCCAAGGAAUCUGACUUACCAGGGUGUGGAGGGGUGCUGGACCUGUCUAGAUCCCACUUUCAGGAGGUGCAGGACCAGGUGCCAUCCUCGGCCUAUUGUCCCGUCCCUUGUCUGAGCAUUCCUGAGGGAGGUGGCGCUGGCCCCAAGGAACCUGUUGUCAGUGACAGUGGCAUUCCAGAACCCCAUCCACCUGCAGCCAUGACAGACACGGCCAACAGGGAUCUCUCGUCCUACAACAGUACGGCCCCAGAGCCCCUUGAUAACUGUUGUCCUUCAGAAGAGCCCCUUCCUGCAGAACCAUGCCGGCCUCUGGCAUCUAGGGAGCAGCUCUCAGUGCAGGGUGAUGAGGAGGCUUGGGGGACCCUCCCAGGCACGGGCUUGGCUUCUCCAGCAUCCAUGGAGGACAGCCACUUUGCAGGGGGAAGUGAGGCGAGAUGGAAGGCAGCGCCCCCUGAAGGCCUGGUGCCCAUGUGCCUGUACACGCACUCUGUGAACAGCCUGCUGCUAGCCGUGGUUGCUGCGGAGUCACUGCAGGAAGAUGCGGCAGCCAUCCAGGAGGUGUACCACAGCAGCCUGGCAUCCCUGAAUGGACUGGAGGUACACCUGAAGGAGACACUGCCCGCUGCCACAGCCAUCGCCUCCAGCAGAGCCUACACCUUCGCUCACUACGACUGUGUCCGGAAUGUGCUGACUGCCCACCAGCCGCAGGCAACAACCUUCCAGGAACGCCAUUUCCUCCAGGCCGUCAACCUGAUGCACUCUGACUUCGCCCAGCUGCCCGCGCUGUCUGAGAUGACCGUGAGAAAUGCCUCCACGGCUGUCUAUGGCUGCCGAAGCCCCGCACAGGAGACCUACUUCCAGCAGCUGAACUCGGUAGUUCGGGGCUCCGGCUUCCCCAGCGCCCAGGACAGUGCCUUCAGCCUUCCGGGCAAAGCUAGGCAUCGACUACUGAAACACGGGGUGAACUUACUGUGA